AUGGGCAAAAAACUUUCUUACCCUUUUCUUCUUUUCCUUUCAAUUUCACUUGCCUUGUUUUUCCAAUCAACAAAUGCAGGUAGUUUAGUGGUUUAUUGGGGCCAAAACAAUGGUGAUGGAUAUUUGAUAGACACAUGUAACUCUGGUCUCUUCCAAAUAGUAAACAUAGCAUUCCUUUCAACUUUUGGAAUUGGCCGUCCACCACAGUUAAAUCUAGCUGGCCAUUGUGUCCCAAAUAAUUGCCAAAACUUGAGAAACAGCAUAAAGAACUGUCAAAAUAAAGGCAUUAAGGUUAUGCUUUCCAUUGGUGGUGAGUAUAGAAACACAUACUCUUUCUCAUCACCAGAAGAUGCUAUGCAACUUGCUGACUACAUAUGGAACAACUUUUUGGGAGGUAACUCAAACUCUAGACCUUUUGGUGAUGCUAUAUUAGAUGGAGUGGAUUUUGAUAUUGAAGGAGGUAGUAACCUCCACUAUGCAACACUUGCUAGAAAGCUACAUGAUCAUUAUAAUUCAGAUUCUACAAAAAAGUUUUAUUUAACUGCUGCACCAAUGUGUCCCUUUCAAGAUAAUAUACUUCAAAGGGCACUUUCUACUGGCCUUUUUGACUAUGUUUGGGUUCAAUUUUACAAUAAUCCUAUUUGCAACUUUGAAACAAACAAUCCAACUAAGUUUAAGAAUUCAUGGAACCGGUGGAUCAAUUCUAUCCCUGCUAAAAACUUUUUUGUUGGACUUCCUGCCUCAAGAAGUGCAUCUCAGAAUGGUUUUGUGCCAUCAUCAGAUCUCAUAAAUCAAUUGCUGCCUAUUGUUAGAUCACCUAAGUAUGGAGGUGUGAUGAUAUGGGAUAGGUUUCAUGAUAUAACAUCUAAAUAUAGUUCUCAGAUCAAAGGAAGCGUUUGA
This is a messenger RNA of Vicia faba (fava bean), 900 nucleotides long. Lineage: Eukaryota; Viridiplantae; Streptophyta; Magnoliopsida; Fabales; Fabaceae. The record is from the annotation of a GenBank genome assembly.